ACAGAUUCCAAAAACCAUUCAAGAUAACAGAUUCCAAAAACCAACAAGAAAAAUCUUCCAAACCCAAAUCAGAAACAUUAGAUGACUAGAUCAUUAGCAAACUCGUCGCGGUUUCAGCUGAACGAGAGAUGGGAACUAUCGCCAAAAAAGGAAACCAUGGGAGACGAUGGAGACGUGUCGAGAGUCACGAGCUCGUUAAGACAGAAGAAGCAGAGGAGACACGGGUUCACGAGGAAGUGUGGGAGGUUGGUGAGAGAACAAAGAGCUCGCUUUUACAUCAUUGGCAGAUGCGUCGUUAUGCUUCUUUGCUGGACCGAUAAUAACAAUAAUCACUGUGACCACUUCUAAAUCAAAUGUUCUUUUAUCUUUUGCUUCUGUAUUGAUAUUCUUGAAUUAGAUACAGAUACAAAUGUACAUAUUAUAAGGUGAUCUACUUUCUGGUUCAUCUUUACGUACUCUUUUUAAUUAUAGAUUAAUAUGUAAUUUGCUUUUGUUCCUCAGUCUCAUUGUGUGUUAUUGAACAAUAGUAAUCUAAAAAUGUUAGUGUUAC
Molecule: messenger RNA, 550 nt
Organism: Eruca vesicaria subsp. sativa (arugula)
Lineage: Eukaryota; Viridiplantae; Streptophyta; Magnoliopsida; Brassicales; Brassicaceae
Source: the annotation of a GenBank genome assembly